AUGAAAAUAGCAGGUGUCUUUCUGCUCCUGUCUCUGACCCUUCUCUGCUUUUUCUCAGGUGCCUUUGGUCAAGGAGAAAAGAUUAAUUGUGGUGAGUUCCGUAACCCCAAUAUCUUCUGUACUCGGGAAUCCGACCCACUCUGUGGCUCUGAUGGUCUCACCUAUGGAAAUAAAUGUGCCUUCUGCAAGGCAUUGGCGAAAAGUUCUGGGAAGAUCAACCUAAAGCAUCGUGGGAAAUGCUGA
Messenger RNA from Microtus oregoni (creeping vole), 243 nucleotides. RefSeq names its product serine protease inhibitor Kazal-type 6-like. The record is from RefSeq and is a predicted model, not a curated record. The transcript is spliced from 4 exons. NCBI's taxonomy places the organism in Eukaryota, Metazoa, Chordata, Mammalia, Rodentia, Cricetidae. The coding region runs from base 1 to 243 and encodes 80 amino acids. Gene Ontology annotation, molecular function: serine-type endopeptidase inhibitor activity; protein binding.